UAUUUUUGACAAAAUAACAAAUAUCUUAAAAUAAAAUUAAAACUUUAUUAAGGCAGUACCAAAAAAUACUCGAGUCAUGUGACUAUUAAAUACAUUUUUUUAUACACUAUCGACUACUGUGCGCCGACCCCAUCGUCAACGUCAACGCAGACGGGAGAACAUGCAGAACAAAACCGAUGUUGCACAACCGACAUAAACAUUGCAACUCGCCCAGUUCCAUAGCGCUGAAUUUGAAACUGAUGAACCACAGCACUUUAUUGAUAUCCAGCCAUUUACAUCAUUCCGAAUAAAUGAAAUAAUGGAACUAUUCCUGUACAAAGGCGAGUGGGGUCUGCCCACAAUCGAUUACGAUUGUGCACGGCUACUGGCGUACCUGAAGUUUUCCGAUGCUAAAAUCACCCUCAAUUUCAACGGUAAUCCGUUCAGCUCACCGGACGGAAUGCUCCCGUAUCUUGUCACAGACGACGGUAAGAAGAUCGGCGGAUACAAUAAAAUCACCGAGUUUUUGCAGUCCCGGGGUUUCGACGCCAACGCGCAACUUGAAGGACAGAACUACAUUGUGAUAAACGGGUGCAUUCAGUAUGUAUUCGAGAACCUAUACCCAUACUUCAUGUACAAUCUUUGGGGUGACCCACAAAACCUAGACACCACCAGGGCGCUGUACGCUAAGCGGAUUCCUAUUCCAUUCAACUUCUACUGCCCACGUAAGUAUGUUCUGAAGACGAACGAGCUGACUGUUUCGUUGGCUGGGUUUGCCCUGGAGGACUCAGUCGAACUGCACGACGUCAAGGACAUGAUGCUCAACGCGAAGAAAUGUAUCAACUGGAUAUCGGAGAAGCUUGGUGAGAAUCGUUUCUUCUUCGGAGACACUCCAAGCGAAAUCGAUGCAGUCCUAUACGGAUACCUGUCGGUGUUGCUGAAGCUGAGCCUUCCCAACGGCGUCCUGCAGAACCACGUCAAGCAAUGCAGCAAUCUAGUCAAGUUCGUUGAAAGGAUUACGAAGAUUUACUUCGCUCGUGAAGGUUUCACCAGUGCCGGUAGCAACGGAAAUGGUUCGUCGUCGUCGUCGUCCUCUUCGAAUGGAUCGUCGAAGGCGAACGGUGGAGCGGAGCCAAAGUUCAGCGACGGAACGCAAAAGGAUGCCGAUGAUACGCCGUACGAGCGCAGGAAACGCUAUGUAGUGUCUGGCAUUUUUGCUACCAUUGCGAUGGUUGGCUAUGCUUUAUUAUCCGGGAUUUUGACGAUAUCGCACAACGAUCAUGGCGGAAGUAACUUCAUUUCGUAUGAUGAGCCUGAGUAUGACGAUGAAGAGUAGGAAUGCUGAUUAUGUGGAAUUUUUUGGAAUGCAAGAUAAACAUUAAAAUAUGAGUUGACUCUUGGACUGUCAGCUAGGUUAAUUCAA
Armigeres subalbatus is the source of this 1402-nucleotide messenger RNA. Its product is annotated as metaxin-1 homolog. NCBI's taxonomy places the organism in Eukaryota, Metazoa, Arthropoda, Insecta, Diptera, Culicidae. The record is from RefSeq and is a predicted model, not a curated record. Gene Ontology annotation, biological process: mitochondrion organization. The transcript has 3 exons. Bases 299 to 1315 code for a protein of 338 amino acids. Gene Ontology annotation, cellular component: cytoplasm; SAM complex.